AUGUCUGCCUACUACAGGAAUAACGGGUUUGAGGAAGACCCAGAUUACCUGGACUAUUCAAGGUCUCCGAACCGUACACAAGGGUAUUUGAAAACUCUGGGUCCUCCGAACAAUCCACACAACCCCGGCACCAGGAACAAUCCAUACUCUGUAGACUCCAGAGCACGUCCAGAUUAUGCUGGGUCUCUGGCGGAACCAAAUUAUCCUGGAUCUCUGAGUAAUCCAGACUAUUCUGAUACCAGAAGUGAUGCAUACCCUUCAGCCUCUAGAACAAGCCCAGAUAAUCCUCUCUCUCUACCAGAGCCAGAUUAUAGUGAAUUUCAGAGUCAUCCGUACCACCAACCAUCAUCCAGACAGCCAGACUACCCUGGAUCUCAACGAAAUCCUGAUUUUGUAGGCUCCAGCAGCAGUGGAAACUAUGCAGGCUCCAGAACACAUCCAGAUUAUUUUGGCUCCUUAGGAGAACCGGACUACCCUGGAGCUCAAAGCAACUCUGAUCAUCCUGGACCCAGAGCCAACUUGAACCAUCCAGGAUCCAGAAGGAAUCUAAAACAUACAGGUUUCAGAAUCAAUCCGUAUACAGAUUCUCUGGGAGAGCCUGAUUAUCCGGGCGCUGAGAUUCAACCUAACUCUCCACCCUUUUUGGGGGAGCCAGAUUAUCCCAGAACUGAGGACAAUCAGAACUCAUCAAGCUCUUGGGGAGAACCUGAUUAUUCAGAUGAUGAGAAUGGUUAUGAUUAUGGCUCUUCUGAGACCCCAAAGAUGACCAGGGGGGUGCUCAGCAGAACAUCUUCAAUCCAGCCCUCAUUUCAUCACAGGAGUGAUGGCAACCUUUGGGGAGAGAAUGAAGAUUACCCUGAAAGGAUUGAAAUGGCAUCCAUGGACCUAGCAAACUCAUAUAGGCACUCUCUGCCAGGUGUUCCUGGAGAUGGCUAUGUGAACCCUGCUUAUGUAGAUGAAAGUGGUCCUGUCCGUGCUUAUGGAAACCCACCAUUGUCUGAAUGUGACUGGCACAAGUCACCCCAAGGACAGAAGUUAAUUGCAUCUCUCAUACCCAUGACAUCCAGAGACAGAAUUAAAGCCAUCAGGAACCAGCCAAGGACCAUGGAAGAGAAAAGGAACCUUAGGAAAAUAGUUGACAAAGAAAAAAGCAAACAGUCCCAUCAUAUCCUUCAGCUUAAUUGCUGUGUUCAGUGUCUGCACUCCAUUUCACAGGCUUAUCGGAGAUCCAAGAGCAGCCUGUCAGAAAUUCUCAAUUCCAUCAGCCUGUGGCAGAAGACGCUGAAAAUCAUCGGAGGCAAGUUUGGAACCAGCGUUCUCUCCUAUUUCAACUUUCUGAGAUGGCUUUUGAAAUUCAACAUUUUCUCAUUCGUCUUGAACUUCAGCUUCAUCAUAAUCCCUCAGUUUACCGUGGCCGAAAAGAACACCCUCCAGUUCACUGGGUUGGAGUUUUUCACUGGGGUGGGUUAUUUUAGGGACACGGUCAUGUACUAUGGCUUUUACACCAAUUCCACCAUCCAGCACGGGAACAGUGGGGCAUCCUACAACAUGCAGUUGGCCUACAUCUUCACGAUCGGAGCGUGCUUGACCACCUGCUUCUUCAGUUUGCUGUUCAGCAUGGCCAGGUAUUUCCGGAACAACUUCAUUAACCCCCACAUUUACUCCGGAGGGAUCACUAAGCUGAUCUUUUGCUGGGACUUCACUGUCACUCAUGAAAAAGCUGUGAAGCUAAAACAGAAGAACCUUAGCACUGAGAUAAGGGAGAACCUGUCAGAGCUCUGUCAGGAGAAGGCCAAGUUGACAUUCAAUCAGCAGCUGACCCGCUUCUCUGCCUACGUGGUGGCCUGGGUUGUCUCUACAGGAGUGGCCAUCGCCUGCUGUGCAGCCGUUUAUUACCUGGCUGAGUACAACUUAGAGUUCCUGAAGACACACAAGAACCCCGGGGCAGUGCUGUUACUGCCUUUCAUUGUGUCCUGCAUUAAUCUAGCCGUGCCACGUAUCUACUCCAUGUUCAGGCUCGUGGAGAGGUACGAGAUGCCGCGGCACGAAGUCUACGUUCUCCUGAUCCGAAACAUCUUUCUGAAAAUAUCAAUCAUUGGCAUUCUUUGUUACUAUUGGCUCAACACUGUGGCCCUGUCUGGUGAAGAGUGUUGGGAAACUCUAAUUGGCCAGGAAAUCUACCGGCUCCUUCUGAUGGAUUUUGUGUUCUCUUUAGCUGAUUCCUUCCUGGGAGAGUUUUUGAGGAGAAUCAUUGGGAUGCGACUGAUCAGAAGUCUUGGAGUCCAGGAGUUUGACAUUGCCAGGAACGUUCUAGAACUGAUCUACGCACAAACUCUGGUGUGGAUUGGAAUCUUCUUCUGCCCCCUGCUGCCCUUUAUCCAAAUGAUUAUGCUUUUCAUCAUGUUCUACGCCAAAAAUGUCAGCCUGAUGAUGAAUUUCCAGCCUCCAAGCAAAGCCUGGCGGGCCUCACAGAUGAUGACUUUCUUCAUCUUCUUGCUCUUUUUCCCUUCCUUCACCGGGGUCUUGUGCACCCUGGCCAUCACCAUCUGGAGAUUGAAGCCUUCAGCUGACUGUGGCCCUUUUCGAGGUCUGCCUUUCUUCAUUCACUCCAUCUACAGCUGGAUCGACACCCUGAGUACACGGCCUGGCUACCUGUGGGUUGUUUGGAUCUAUCGGAACCUCAUUGGAAGUGUGCACUUCUUUUUCAUCCUCACCCUCAUUGUGCUAAUCAUCACCUAUCUUUACUGGCAGAUCACAGAGGGAAGGAAAAUUAUGAUCAGGCUGCUCCAUGAGCAGAUCGUUAAUGAGGGCAAAGAUAAAAUGUUCCUGAUAGAAAAGUUGAUCAAGCUGCAGGAUAUGGAGAAGAAAGCAAACUCCAGCUCCCUUGUUCUGGAAAGGAGAGAGGUGGAGCAACAAGGCUCUUUACAUUUGGGAGAACAUGAUGGCAGUCCUGACUUGCGACUUAGAAGAUCAGUUCAAGAAGGUAAUCCAAGGGCCUGAUGAUGGUUUUGGUAACCAGACACCAAUCAAAUAAGGAGAGCAGAUGAAAAUGGAACCAGACACCAAUCAAAUAAGGAGAGCAGAUGAAAAUUUCUUCCAUGCCACCUGUGCCUUUAGGAAUUGCCCAGAAGGAAAUCCAAGCCUUGAGCCAGGAGCAGAAACUGACUAUAAUGUAAAUAUCAAAGUAAAAUUGGGCAUUCCAUGCUAUUUUUUACACCUAGAUUGCUGAUUUUUCAAGACGAAAUACUUGGGGUUUUCCAAUAUAGACUGUCGUAAUAUUGAAACAAGGCCACAAAAACCUAGAAAGAAAUAACUAGGGAAUAAUUUAUUUUAUCUUCAAGAAAUGUGUGCAUGAAUGAUUGGUUCUUAGGAAUCUCACCUGCCAGACUUCCCAGACCUGGCAAAGGUUUAGGAACUGUUGUUAAGGAUAGUGGUCCAGCCUGAAUAAACAUGUAAUCCUUAAGCAGGGACGUGAAGCCUGCAUUUAUUUGUGACUUUGAACUAAAAACAUCCUCAUAUGUCCCAAAGUUGGAAUACAACCAGAGGUCUCAUCUC
Saimiri boliviensis boliviensis (Bolivian squirrel monkey) is the source of this 3555-nucleotide messenger RNA. The record is from RefSeq and is a predicted model, not a curated record. NCBI's taxonomy places the organism in Eukaryota, Metazoa, Chordata, Mammalia, Primates, Cebidae.